AUGGAACCAAGCAAUGAUACACAAAUUUCAGAAUUUCUUCUUCUGGGAUUUUCAGAGAAACCAGAACUACAGCUCAUCAUAUUUGGGCUUUUCCUCACUAUGUACCUGAUUACUAUGUGUGGAAAUCUGCUCAUCAUUUUGGCUGUGAGCUCAGACUCUCACCUCCACACUCCCAUGUACUUCUUCCUCUCCAACCUGUCCUUUGUAGACAUCUGUUUCACCUCCACCACCAUCCCAAAGAUGCUGCGGAACAUCCAGACGCAGAGUAAAGUCAUCACCUAUGCAGGCUGCAUCACACAGAUUUACUUUCUCAUAUUCUUUGCAGUGUUGGACAUCUUUCUCCUGACUGUGAUGGCCUAUGACCGCUUUGUGGCCGUCUGCCGCCCGCUGCACUACAUGGUCAUCAUGAACCCCCGGCUCUGUGGACUGCUCGUCCUGGUGUCCUGGAUUGUGUGUGUCCUGAAUUCCUUAUUACAAAGCUUAAUGGCAUUGCGGCUUUCCUUCUGUACCAACUUGGAAAUCCCCCACUUUUUUUGUGAACUCAAUCAGAUGGUCCAACUUGCCUGUUCUGACACCUUUCUUAACAACGUGGUGAUGUAUUUUGCAGCUGUCCUGCUGGGUGGGGGUCCUUUUGCUGGUAUCCUUUACUCAUACUUUAAGAUAGUUUCCUGCAUACGUGGACUCUCAUCAGCUCAGGGGAAGUACAAAGCAUUUUCUACCUGUGUGUCUCACCUCUCCGUUGUCUCCUUAUAUUAUUGUACGGUCCUAGGAGUGUACCUCAGCUCUGCUGCUAUCCAGAGCUCACACUCAAGUAAAAUAGCCUCAGUCAUGUACACUGUGGUCACACCCAUGCUGAACCCCUUCAUCUACAGUCUGAGGAAUAAUGACAUAAAGAGAGCUCUGAAAACAUUCUUUGUAAAGGAAACUACAAAAUUGUCCUAG
Messenger RNA from Ceratotherium simum simum (southern white rhinoceros), 942 nucleotides. Its product is annotated as olfactory receptor-like protein OLF4. Gene Ontology annotation, cellular component: membrane. Gene Ontology annotation, biological process: G protein-coupled receptor signaling pathway. Lineage: Eukaryota; Metazoa; Chordata; Mammalia; Perissodactyla; Rhinocerotidae. Gene Ontology annotation, molecular function: olfactory receptor activity; G protein-coupled receptor activity. The record is from RefSeq and is a predicted model, not a curated record.